Messenger RNA from Talaromyces atroroseus, 3117 nucleotides. RefSeq names its product mRNA 3'-end-processing protein rna14. Gene Ontology annotation, biological process: mRNA 3'-end processing. The record is from RefSeq and is a predicted model, not a curated record. Gene Ontology annotation, molecular function: mRNA binding; protein binding. Lineage: Eukaryota; Fungi; Ascomycota; Eurotiomycetes; Eurotiales; Trichocomaceae. Gene Ontology annotation, cellular component: nucleus. The transcript is spliced from 5 exons. Bases 1 to 3117 code for a protein of 1038 amino acids.
AUGGCCGAGGAAGACGCCGAGCAGGCGUUUUUCCAGGCGCAAGCCAUGAACCACGAGUAUGAUCCCGCCGGGGUUGCGCAAGACGGCGCCGGCCUGUCGGAAUCAGAAGAAGACUAUGAUCCAUCGAAUACAUUACAUGAUGAGUACUCAGUUUCUAUAGCAGAACAUAAUCAAAAUGACACUACUGCCGCUGAAAGCAAUGAUCCUUCUUCCUCCUUCGCUGCCCAGCUUAAUCCUCAGCCCGGCGAAGACGGCUCUUCUAAGAUCCAUGAUCCUGCACAAACCUCCCAACUCCCAUCCGGGCCUGAUCCGCAAACCUCUGUAUUUGAGCCUUCAUCUACUAUGCAUGUACAGCCGAAGACCAAGACCAUAGGUGGCUUUGUUGUUGACGAUGACGAGGAUGAGGAAGAGGGAGGGGAUGAUGAUAAGGAAGAGGCAGAGUAUGAACCACCAGGAGUUUUGGAAACUAUUGAGCAUGGCGGACAUAUUUCUGCAAGCGCGUCUGAGCGUCCUUUCUCUGAUCAGAAUGCAAAUGAAACUGUUUCUACAUCUGGUGUAUCAAUACAACCCGUUGUGCCUGAUCAUAUGGCCAGUUCCAAAGAUGUUUCUAAUAAUGCUGUUCCUUUUCAUUCUGCUUCUUCCGUUCCCCCUUCGACUGGUCACAAUCUGUACUCCGAACUCAUGCAACAAGCGGGCGACAGUACUGAUAGCAACGCACCAACCCCCACGCCUUUAGCUAUUGCCGCAGCGUCUCGAAGUCGCCUACCCCAUGAUCGCGUCGGCUUGUUGGAAGAUAGAAUCAAAGAAGAUCCCCGUGGUGACAUACACGCCUGGGUUGAAUUGAUAGCCGAGCACCGGAGUCGAAACAGACUUGACAAUGCGCGAGAAGUAUACGAGCGAUUCUUCAAACUUUUCCCGUCGGCUGCUGAGCAAUGGGUACAAUAUGUCAACAUGGAAUCAGAGAAUAGCGAGCUGCAACGCCUUGAGCAGAUUUUUAACCGCACACUGCUAAGUAUUCCCAAUGUGCAGCUGUGGAAUGUAUAUUUGGAUUACAUACGUCGACGACACCCGUUGACUACAGACACGUCUGGUCAAGCAAGGCGAACAAUCACCUCUGCGUAUGACUUGGCCCUCGCGCAGGUCGGCUUGGAUAGGGAUGCAGCAUCGCUAUGGACAGACUAUAUUGAAUUCAUCAAAACAGGGCCUGGCGUUGUUGGUGGAACCAAUUGGCAAGACCAGCAAAAGAUGGAUUUGCUGCGCAAAGCCUAUCAAAGGGCCAUCUGUGUGCCCACUCAUGCACUGAACACCCUCUGGAAGGACUAUGAUCAAUUCGAGAUGGGAUUGAACAAGCUUACGGGGCGGAAAUUUCUUCAAGAGCGGUCGCCCGCAUAUAUGACGGCUAGAAGUUCUUAUACGGAAUUGCAGAACCUGACUAGAGACCUUGACCGAACAACUCUUCCGAAAAUGCCUCCUGCACCUGGCUUCGAUGGAGACGCCGAGUUUCAACAGCAAGUCGAAUUAUGGCGCCGAUGGAUUGCUUGGGAAAAGGGCGACCCUCUGGUUCUUAAAGAAGAGGAUUUAUCAGCAUACAAAACCCGAGUUAUGUACUCCUACAAACAAUCACUCAUGGCGCUAAGAUUUGUUCCGGAGAUCUGGUUUGACGCUGCUGAGUUUUGUUUCCAGAAUGGCAUGGAAGCCGAAGGAAACGACCUGCUCAAACAAGGCAUUGAGGCAAAUCCAGAGAGCUGUCUACUUACUUUCAAACGAGCUGAUAGAUUAGAGAUUGAAUCGGAAUCGGAGCAAGAUCCUCAAAAACGCGGCGCGAAAGUGAGAGAGGUCUUUGACAAACUCUUGGAUGCUUUGUACCAGCUUAAUAGCAAAUCUCGGGAGCGGGAGGAGCAAGACAUUGCCCGGGUCAAAGAGCAGUUUGCCAACGAGUCCGAUGAUUAUCAACCUGCUUCUGCUGACGACGAGGAUGAGGACGGCCGUACAGAAGCCCAGGCCAAAGAAGCGGCGAGAGAGGGUCAAAUCGAUGCCAUUAAAAAAGCCCAUGCGCCACAGAUUACCAUGACGUCCAAGAUGAUUUCAUUCGCCUGGAUUGCUUUGAUGCGUGCCAUGCGUCGUAUUCAGGGCAAGGGUAAGCCUGGAGAACUUGCUGGCUCAAGGCAAGUGUUUGCUGAGGCCCGUAAACGUGGCCGUAUCACUAGCGAUGUUUAUAUUGCGAGUGCUUUGAUUGAAUAUCAUUGCUAUAAAGAUCCGGCUGCAACGAGGAUUUUUGAACGGGGGGCAAGACUGUUCCCCGAUGAUGAGAACUUUGCGCUUGAAUACUUGAAGCAUCUUUUUGACAUUAACGACGUUACCAAUGCUCGAGCCGUUUUCGAAAUGACCGUCAGAAGACUGUCUAGCAAACCAGAAAACGUGGCCAAAACCAAACCUAUCUUCUCAUUCCUCCAUGACUACGAGUCUCGAUAUGGCGACCUAGUCCAGGUCAUCAAUCUUGAAAAUCGGAUGCGCGAGCUUUUCCCCGACGACCCUACACUCUCUCAGUUUGCGCAUCGCCAUUCAACCACCACUUUUGACCCAAUUGCAGCUCGUCCAGUCAUUUCGGCUUCCCAAACCCGUCCUCGCCCGGCAUCAUCUUACAUAAUGGACCAGUACCAACAAGGAACACCUACACGGUACCUCGACGUCCCUUCAUCCAUGGAUUCACCCAAGCGGUCCUUCCCAUCAGACGACUUUGAAGACGACAGCAAUCGACCUCGAAAGUUUGCCCGUGCCGAAUCACCUUUGUUAAAGGGUCUGUCAGCACGUCGACCAGAAGCAUUGAAACGACCCAACACCGCCACUAUGGCCACCCCUUCUACCUCUUCACCUUCUCUCACGCAAGCCAACGCUGGACAAUACCGUCCCCAACCCUCAGCAGCUCCCUUACCGCGAGACGUCGUUCAUCUCUUGAGCAUCAUCCCACCAGCAUCCGCCUACAACGCAGGACGAUUCUCGGCGGAAAAAUUGGUGGAUUUGAUUCGUAGGAUAGACAUUCCUACCUCUUUCCCUUCUUCUACUUCAUCUCAUCAUCCUGCUGGUCUAGGGUCGCAAUCAUACGGUGGUAAUUUCUAA